Messenger RNA from Gigantopelta aegis, 2207 nucleotides. RefSeq lists its product as uncharacterized. The record is from RefSeq and is a predicted model, not a curated record. Bases 175 to 645 code for a protein of 156 amino acids. Lineage: Eukaryota; Metazoa; Mollusca; Gastropoda; Neomphalida; Peltospiridae. The transcript has 2 exons.
UUGACUGUAUAUUAUAAAAUUGCGAUGACCUAACUCGAGCCGCGCCCUCACAAACACGCGGUGCAUCAUCCUAUUAUCGGCACGCGCUCUCGUCUUCCAGCGCAUUGUUGUGCCGUCUGCCGAGUUGGAAUUAUUUGUUUACAAAAUAUUUUAAUUGCAGGGACUAGUCCAAAAAUGAGAACGUUUUGGAAGGUUCUGUAUAUUUCAGCGUGUUGUAUUAUGUGUGUUACAGGACAUCCAACAGUUCAGCUAACAGUUACGUCUCGUGGCAGAUCUGUUGAAAGCAGACCGGAAGUGUCCACCAAGCAAGAUGGUCUUGAUGCAGUACAAUUUAACAUCCCCGAAGAAGUAAUUGAGAGAAUGUUACCCUAUGAAGCGGAAGAGGCCAUUGUUACAAGAGAACGAAUGGACGUGUCGAAAUGGGGACAGGAUCUGCCUAAAAUCAAGACUGACCGUGAAAACAAAAAACACGAGAAAUCAACCACAGAGACUAAGUCAAUUAAGCGGAGAAGAAAAGGAAAACGGUUCAAAGAUUCCAAGAGCUUACAGUACGCCAAGGUUAAACAUGGACAUGGUAAACGAGGACACAGACACAGAGAUUUGAAAAAGAGGAACAAGAAGUUCCGAGAGAAAUCGGUUAACUGAGGUCCAGUUUACAAUUACGUAUUUUUUUAUCAAGUAAAGAUGCAUGGAUAUAUCUUUAAGAAUUACAUGCGUGUUUUGUUUACCAGGCGCUUUCAUAUACGUUGAUCAGUGACCCAGUCCCGUAUCGCGGAAGUCAGCGGUGCCUAUUUGGUUAAGUCACAGACACUAGUUUCAACAUGUAAAAAUGGACACUAAGUUUAGUUAGUCCACAAACCUGUAACACAUUUGGAUAAAGUUACAAUAGAGUGAAACAGGAGUCUGUAACGUUGAAACGGGUAGAUACCCUUUAAACAUAAGACUAGAGCGUGUCUUCAUAACUGUUACUUCUCAGACGCACGUGCGUUUUAAAAAAACAUGAUUGUAAUUAAUGAAAAAUGUAUUUUGUGGUAUUAGAAACACCAGGGUGACCAGAAACACUUCGUAUGUACGGAAAUGACUAUUCUGUACAAUCAAAUACAUGUAUAAGUAAUGUUUGAUUUCAGUGAUAAAAAACGGCUCUAAUAAAGAAAAAUGUGCCAUAGUGUUUUAAAACUAGGGUCUGUCAGUUUAAAAUACCGAAAAGCCGUGAAAAUUAGAAACAUGUUGCUAGUUAACAGCUGUUUAAAAAAAAGGAAUGGAAUAGUGUUUAACCACACCUCUAGGAAACAGAUAGCUAUUCCAAUCGCAUAGCAGCAAGGGUCUUAUGUGUGCACUUUCCCAGACAAAAUGGUACAUAAUACGGUUCUUGAUAUGCCAGUCGUGAAGCACUGGUUGGAAUGGAGGGGGGUGGGGGUGAAGGGACACGAUGUCAUGGGUUCACAGAGGAGAACCGAUAGUAUUUGAGGGGAGCGUUCUACAACUACUAGGUGUCUAAUAUAAAUAUAUUUGGUAAUUGCUACACUAAUCUUCGUCUGGAGUAUGCUAGACAAAAUAGGUUAUAUUACCGCCAAGCAGAAUAUAUAUAUAUAUAUAUAUAUAUAUAUAUAUAUAUAUAUAUAUAUAUAUAUAUAUAUAUAUAGCGCCUCGUAACCCCCCUCCCCAACAACAAUAACACCUUACAACCAUGAGUUAUUUAUGCAAAGAUUAUGUGUGGGAUCAGUUAAUUUGUAGUUAUUUAUUACUAAUAAAAAUAGCGAAAUGCGGCACUUGUAACUAUGACCUAGCACCUUUAAAUACAAUUUCUCCAGCAGACGACUUUUGAUAAGCACUGAUUGGGAUAGGAAAAUUGGGUGUCAUGCAGUAUCGUGGAUGACAUAAUUGCGAUGUUAACUGCUAGGUAGGCCCUAAAGCAAAGAGAAUAUUGCUUAUCCUAAAACAAAUAUACCCGCCAUUAAUUAUUAUGUAAAUCUUUGUUUUUGUUUGUUUCGGUGUUGUUGUUUUUUAAAUCUCCGAUAUUGGCAUAUAAUUCCUUCAAUAUUCUUGACUACUGGCCUGUUAUAUAAAAGUUUUCAAAUAUGUUGUAUUUUUAUGUUUACAAGUGUUGUUGAUAUACAUGUAUGUGUCUGUAUGUGCAUUUAGCUGUUCCGUAAAUAUGUGACAAUGCUCAUCGUAUGAAGUGUAUAAUAAAGAAUGCAUACCAAUAA